Zea mays is the source of this 1820-nucleotide messenger RNA. RefSeq lists its product as uncharacterized. The record is from RefSeq and is a predicted model, not a curated record. The coding region runs from base 292 to 1494 and encodes 400 amino acids. The transcript has 3 exons. Lineage: Eukaryota; Viridiplantae; Streptophyta; Magnoliopsida; Poales; Poaceae.
GCGCCUGCCUAGCGGCUACCCCUGCCCGCCGAAAUGACGCGGACGCCCCCGUAAAAAGGACGCGCCAAAGGGCCGCACUCCAUUGGCCGUUUAUAUCUGUGGCGCCGGCCGCGGGACGCGUAGCCAGACGCAGACCCCCUGCCUGUUGCCCUGUCGCAGUCUAGCAUCAGGCAUCCAUCGGCGAGAGCGAGAGCGAGAGCGUUCGCAGCAAGCCUACCUCACCUUGCCUGCCUGUCUGCCUGUCUGUCUGUCUCCAGAGCUGCGCUUGUCCGGAGACGGAGCCGACUGAACAUGGCCGGAGAUCCGGGGGACGCGCCGGAGGUGGGAGGCGGCGGCAUACGCUCCGUGCUCACCACGGCCUCGCUCGUCGCUCCCUCCGGGGACGAGUUUCGGGAGAUCGACGGCAAGAUCAUCGGCCUCUACUUCGCGGCAAACUGGUAUCCGAAAUGCGAGGCUUUCACCCCGGUGCUGGCCGCGGCCUACGAGCAGCUCAAGGAGCGCGGCGCCGGCUUCGAGGUCGUGCUGGUGUCGUGCGACGAGGACCGGCCGUCGUUCGAGCGGUUCCACGGAACCAUGCCGUGGCCAGCGGUGCCUUUCGGCGACCUCAGCUGCAAGAAGCGCCUCAGCGAGAGGUUCCAGGUGGAGGGCAUCCCGCGCCUGGUGGUGCUCGCUCCGGACGGCGGCGCGGUGGUACACCCGGACGCCGCCGACCUCGUGCACCGCUACGGCGAGAGGGCGUUCCCGUUCACGGCCGCGAGGGUGGCGGAGCUGGAGGCGGAUGACCAGCGCAAGUACGCGUCCCAGACGCUGGAGAAGCUCUUCUCCGUCAGCGGGAAAGAGUACGUGAUGAACAGUGGUAAUAAUGAAAAGGCCGGGCUGCAGGUUCCGGUCUCGAGCCUGGUGGGGAAGACGGUGGGGCUCUACUUCUCGGCUAACCAUUGCGCGCCGUGUAUCAAGUUCACGACGAAGCUGGCGGCCAUCUACAGCAGCCUCAGGGGCAAGGCGGAGGACUUCGAGGUCGUGUACGUCCCCAUGGACAGGGAGGAGGACGGGUACCUGCGCUCCUGCGGCGACAUGCCGUGGCUGGCGCUCCCCUACGACGGCGCGCCGUCGCGCGCGCUGGCGAGGUACUUCGACGUGCGGGAGAUCCCGACGCUGGUGGUGGUCGGGCCCGACGGCAGGACGGUGACGCGGGACGGCCGGAACCUGGUGAACCUCUACUUCGACAUGGCCUUCCCGUUCACGGACGCGCAGAUCAGGCUGCUGCAGGAGGCGGAGGACGAGGCGGCCAAGGAGUACCCGCGGUCGCUGCGCCACCGGGGACACCGCCACGAGCUCAGCAUCGUGUCGGAGAAGUCCGGGGGAGGGCCCUACAUCUGCUGCGAGUGCGAGGAGCAGGGACUCGGCUGGGCGUACCAGUGCAUCGCCUGCGGCUACGAGAUACACCUCAGGUGCGGCCAGAAUGCGGAGGGCGGCAGCGCAGGAACUGCUUAGCUAGCUAGGCGACGUACGGCAGUCGGCAGCAUGCCAGCAUAACAGCAUCACUGGAGUGGUGUCUACCUAUUAGACUGCUGCAUGCGUAUUGGACUUGGACAUGGUCUGUGUUUGAUCCCAACAAACGUCAGCUUGCUCUACGUCAAGCAAGUCUGAUGCUAAAGUAGUCAAAUAGAUAGAUGAGAAAUGCAUAGCCUUCCUUGUAAGGCUUAGUAGGUGGUUAGCUGAGUGAACAACAAAAUGAAGCUGCAGCAAUCAAUCAAUCUACUGUGGCAGGUGUUAUGCAAAUCUUGCUGCACUGCCCAACCAAACUACUGCAUUUUCCA